AUGGACGGCCGCCACGCUUUCACCCGGCUACUCGUCGCGCACGCACACAAGGCGGCGAACCACGCUAACCGAGAGCAAGUUGUCAACGACCUGAAACAGAAGUUCUAUAUCACACGUAUACGACCUACAGUACGAGCCGUGGAGCAUUCAUGUCAACUCUGCAAAGUGAAGAAAGCCAGACCGAGACCGCAAGUUCACGGAGACCUGCCCUACGAAAGACUCGCAGCGCACGCGAGGCCAUUUAGCUACACGGGCCUCGACUUUUUCGGCCCUAUAGAUCUCACCGUCGCUAUCUACGGAUUCCGCUAUUAUGUGCCUACGGCGGAUGGCGGCGCGGCGGGGGUGGCCAGUAACGGGACGAACUUUCAUGGCGCGGACGAAGAGCUGCGAGCAGCGCAGCGAGAGUGGGGUCCACAACUCAAGGACUUCGCUCUACUACAACGAACGAACUGGAAAUACAUCGCACCCGGGGCACCGAAUCAAGGUGGAGCAUGGGAGCGGCUAAUACGCUCGGUUAAGACAGCGUUAGUCGCCACACUACACGAGCGCUACCCCAGGGACGAAGUACUCGCCACAUUACUCACGGAGGCAGAGUACACGGUCAACGCACGCCCUCUCACUCACGUGCCAGUUGAACCAGGAGACAUGGAGGCGCUAACACCGAAUCACUUCCUACUGGGGACCUCCGGCGGCCUACCCACUACCGGGCCGUGCAGGGAGGUAGACAGGAGGACCUGGAGAGCCACGCAGGCGCUGGCUGACGUGUUUUGGCGUCGAUGGCUAACGGAGUACCUACCUACACUCAUACCACGUGGAGGCACACGGAGCGGGCGCGGAGCGGACCUGAAAGUUGGUGACGUCGUGAUUAUCACUGAUCCAGUACUGCCGAGGAACAUCUGGCCACGAGAGUCGCUGACGUACGAACAAGAGGAGGGAUAUUCCGCCGACCUCUACGACCGUCUCGCCGUCCUCCCGGUGAAAGAAGGCUGCGAAGAUCUACGCCGAGGGGAGGAUGUUACGGACAGCCGAGAAGAGGAGGUCGCGGGCUAA
This is a messenger RNA of Pectinophora gossypiella (pink bollworm), 1050 nucleotides long. RefSeq lists its product as uncharacterized. Bases 1 to 1050 code for a protein of 349 amino acids. The transcript is spliced from 3 exons. NCBI's taxonomy places the organism in Eukaryota, Metazoa, Arthropoda, Insecta, Lepidoptera, Gelechiidae. The record is from RefSeq and is a predicted model, not a curated record. Gene Ontology annotation, molecular function: nucleic acid binding.